Messenger RNA from Ochotona curzoniae (black-lipped pika), 5493 nucleotides. RefSeq names its product fem-1 homolog C (gene FEM1C). Gene Ontology annotation, molecular function: protein binding. The transcript has 2 exons. Bases 493 to 2346 code for a protein of 617 amino acids. The record is from RefSeq and is a predicted model, not a curated record. NCBI's taxonomy places the organism in Eukaryota, Metazoa, Chordata, Mammalia, Lagomorpha, Ochotonidae.
UGCAGGACGGGCGCCUCGGGCCGAGGUGUUUGGCGUUGGCCGGCCCGGUUUGGCGUGCGGGCCUUUUUUGUUCCCUGCCGCCUGCCGUCCCGCCGGCACGAGGCCCAGCGGCCGCGCGCCCUUGGCCGCCUCUCCUCCGCGGAGGCCGGGCCGCGCGCCGGGCGGAACGGGAACAAAGCUGGGCCGGGGAGCCCGGAGACGGGCCGCGUUCCCCGGUGGAGCCUGCGCUCGGCACGAGGGCGAGCGGGGCCCCUCUCCUUCCUUCUUAGCCUAGAGAAUAGGAACCUAACUUUGUUCCGGAAAAUUCCUAACCGCCCUCCCCCCUCCUCUCUCCAGCUGGAGCCCUGGGGUCCGAUGCGGGGCCGCCCCUGCCGUGCGCGGGGUGCCGUCCGUCCUGCCGCGGGGUUCGGGUCCCCGAGCCGGGCCGCCGCUCGGGCGCUGUGCUCGCCGCACGUCUCGGUCGACCCCGCGCAGCCGCCCCACCGGCCCUAGAUGGAUCUCAAGACGGCCGUGUUUAACGCCGCGCGCGACGGCAAACUCCGGCUGCUCACCAAGCUGCUGGCCAGCAAGUCCAAGGAGGAGGUCUCCUGCCUGAUCUCCGAGAAGACCAACGGGGCGACGCCGCUGCUCAUGGCCGCCCGCUACGGGCACCUGGACAUGGUGGAGUUCCUGCUGGAGCAGUGCAGCGCCUCCAUCGAGGUCGGGGGCUCGGUCAACUUCGACGGCGAGACCAUCGAGGGCGCGCCCCCGCUCUGGGCCGCCUCGGCCGCCGGGCACCUCAAGGUGGUGCAGUCGCUGCUGCACCACGGCGCGUCCGUCAACAACACGACGCUCACCAACUCCACGCCGCUGCGCGCCGCCUGCUUCGACGGGCACCUGGAGAUCGUCAAGUACCUGGUGGAGCACAAGGCCGACCUGGAGGUGUCCAACCGGCACGGCCACACGUGCCUCAUGAUCUCGUGCUACAAGGGCCACAAGGAGAUCGCCCAGUACCUGCUGGAGAAGGGGGCCGACGUGAACAGGAAGAGCGUGAAAGGUAAUACUGCCUUGCAUGACUGUGCGGAAUCUGGAAGUCUGGACAUCAUGAAGAUGCUGCUUAUGUAUUGUGCCAAGAUGGAAAAGGAUGGUUAUGGAAUGACUCCGCUUCUCUCCGCGAGUGUGACUGGUCACACAAAUAUCGUGGAUUUCCUGACACACCAUGCACAGACCAGCAAGACAGAGCGCAUCAAUGCUCUGGAGCUCCUGGGAGCUACAUUUGUAGACAAGAAAAGAGACCUCCUUGGGGCGUUGAAGUACUGGAAGAAGGCGAUGAACAUGAGGUACAGUGACAGGACGAAUAUCAUCAGUAAGCCCGUGCCGCAGGCGCUGAUCAUGGCCUAUGACUACGCCAAGGAGGUCAACAGUGCCGAGGAGCUGGAGGGCCUCAUCGCCGAUCCUGACGAGAUGAGGAUGCAGGCCCUGCUGAUUCGAGAGCGGAUCCUCGGGCCUUCUCAUCCUGACACCUCCUACUACAUCAGGUACAGAGGAGCUGUGUAUGCAGACUCGGGGAACUUCAAGCGAUGCAUCAACCUGUGGAAGUACGCUCUUGACAUGCAGCAGAACAACCUAGACCCUCUGAGCCCCAUGACCGCCAGUAGCUUGCUGUCGUUUGCAGAACUGUUCUCCUUUAUGCUGCAAGACAGGGCAAAGGGCCUGCUGGGCACCACUGUGACAUUUGAUGAUCUUAUGGGCAUCCUGUGCAAAAGCGUCCUUGAGAUAGAGCGUGCCAUCAAACAGACUCAGUGUCCGGCCGACCCGCUGCAGCUGAACAAGGCUCUCUCCAUCAUUCUACACUUGAUUUGCUUGCUGGAAAAAGUUCCUUGUACUCUUGAACAGGACCACUUCAAAAAGCAGACUAUCUACAGAUUUCUUAAGCUGCACCCAAGAGGAAAGAAUAACUUCAGCCCUCUGCAUCUGGCAGUGGACAAGAACACGACCUGUGUGGGGCGGUACCCUGUGUGUAAGUUUCCGUCCCUGCAGGUGACCGCUAUUCUGAUAGAAUGUGGUGCUGACGUGAACGUCAGAGACUCUGAUGACAACAGUCCCCUACACAUCGCCGCCCUCAACAACCAUCCAGACAUCAUGAAUCUCCUUAUUAAAUCAGGUGCCCAUUUUGAUGCCACAAACUUGCACAAACAAACUGCUAGUGACUUGCUGGAUGAGAAAGAAAUAGCUAAAAAUUUGAUCCAGCCCAUAAAUCACACCACAUUGCAAUGUCUUGCCGCUCGUGUCAUAGUGAGUCAUAGAAUUUAUUAUAAAGGGCAUAUUCCAGAGAAGCUGGAGACCUUUGUGUCGCUUCACAGAUGAUAGUCUGUGCUUUCGCAGUCAGUCGCUUCCUAACUGAGCACUGUUGUGAUAACACCAGCAUUCAUUUAGCUUGACAUCGUUGUGCUCUCCUUGGCUAACGCAUUAUAAGCAUCAGAUUUACAGGAUUGGUUUCCCAGUAUUUAAUAUAAAUAUACCAUAUAAUAUAUUGUUUGUGAAUUAUUAAGAAAUGUCAUAUUCAGAUUUUUAGAACUGUCUGCCAAAGGCUACCCAUUCUGGUUUUGUUUGCUGUUGGUGUUUGGGCAGUUAACCAAUUUUCAGUGGUGUCUUUAUACUUACACUGGUUUGAAUUUUAUACAGUUGAAGGUCUUUUUUUCUUCUCCUCUGGUUCCACGUUACUUUUUCCCUGGCCAUUUCUGCCACAAUUUCCGCCCUUGUGGACCCGUGCUAGAUUGUACAAACAUGGACUCGUUACCGUCUGCAGUUACCAUAAGUGCUUUAUCUUCUCUAUGCACUGGCUUAAACUGGACUGUUGUAUGUUAGCACAUUUCUAUGCAGCAGUUGGUCGACUUAACUCAGAAAAUCUUGAAUUUGUUAUGAAGUUUGUUUUAUUAAAGCAUGACAAUUUCUAGAGCCACAGGUCAGCUAUUCUGAGCGCAGGCUUUUCUCUCUCUCUCUCUCUCUCUUUUUUUUUUUUUUUUUUAACAUCUGAGGUUUCUUGAACCCACUGAAAUUCUUGUGUGCUAAAUUUGGGAAACAGAUCUAUUCUCAUUAACCCAAUUGAAAUUGAGGUCUGUCAGCUCAGUGUACCAUGUGGUCAAAGGAAGGCGCUAAGGUGACCCGCCCUUCGCGCUGUGCCAGCCUUGUCUUGCGGGUGCUGAGGGUGUGACUGGCUGUAGAGAACUUGCUUAAAUCUAACCUCAAAGUUUAUCUCAGUAUGACAAGUCACAUAUCCAGUAAGUUUCAAAAAGAGCUGAAGCAUGUCAGUGGCAUGAUGCUUGCCAAGCCAGAUCUAGGCGUCUAGGAUAAUUAAAGUGUUUAGUAUGCAGUUUAUCGCCAUAGUAUCAAAGAUCAGUAACAGUGUUCUUCAAGCUUAUUGUAUACCUCUAAAGAUAGCUUGCAUGAAUUAUUUUCUCUCAAUUAUUUGUCCCCCAAUUGAACACAAAGGCGGCAGUGCUUCCUGCUCCCCUCCUGAAGGCUCGCCUCGCCCUGCCCCUUCCCCGCUUCCUGUCCUCCUGGACUUCCUGCGCUCUCCCUCCCGCUCGCUUCUUUGGCUUGUUGCCUUCCCCCCCUUCUCUCCUUUCUUCCCUACUUCCUUCCCUUCGCAGAUUUGCUAAAUGCCACAGAAAGGGCUCUUUUAAGAAAAGAUAAAUGCAAAAUACUAAGGAAAAAAAAUUCAGGAAUUGUCAUUCAGCACUUUAUUGUUAUUCAGAAUAAAAUUUGUGAUGGCAUAUAUAUUUGCCCUGCAAAUGUCUUGAUAAAGUUGUUCUGAAUAAAAAGAACUCCAUCUGACUAGAGAAAGGUGUAGUCUGCCUGUGAGUUGAGUGAGCCGGGUCACUCCCUUGGGUUUUUGUGUGGGUGUUUUUGCUGAGGGUUGCUAUAAGGAGUCAUCAUUGCAAACAGUCGUAUUAGGUAUGUCUUCAUUAUUCUAGUAAAAAAAAAAUUUGUAAUGAACAAUAGUAAAUAAGUGAUAGAAUGUUAGACAUUUUGGUUAAAUGAUUGAACUUAAUUGGUUGAAAGAGAUUCUUUUUCUAGGUUGUAAUUUGAAUUUCACCGCUGUGAAAGAUGACUUGGUUGUGAGUGGGCACUCCCCAACCUUUUAAUGAAGAGUCUUUUACUGUGGGCAAAUUUGAUGAAGUAUUGAGCUGCCACACGUGUUAAGAGUAUUGUAAUUUGUGAUAUAGAUGAAUGUUCUAGAGAUAUCAAACAUCACUUUGAAAUCAGCUGCCUCUCACCUUGUGGUAUAAGAAUUAUAUUUGCAUGAGCUGCUCUUUUUAAAAAGGAAAAACUUGCCAGUAUAAUAAAUCUGCGUUAGUUGAUAUCAUUAAUCUUGUGGAAAAGAUGGCAACUGGGUUUUGAGGUGACCUCUUCAGAGGGCAGGUGGAGGGCCCACAGCUCUUGGAGGAGGAUGCCUCUGUGGCGUAAGUUAAGGACUUCUUUAAAGGGUGUUUUCCCGCCAGUAAAAGCAGGUGACUUAGAACUAACAAGUCCUCGUUGUUGAUAGCUGAAGCCUCGUCCCAGGCCUGCCCCAGCUCCUCUGCUGCCAUCCCCACACACGUCACUGGGAGCUCUCCAGAAGGAAAGUUGUCCAUGAUUUUAUUUUAGAGAAAGCUGGCUUGUCAGUGUGACUUGAGGGCCUGAAUCCAAAGACAUCCUCAGAAGUGCUGUGGGACUGAAUAAAAUACUUAAAGCUUAUGUUCCAUUUUAACUAUAGAUGAAUAAAUUUAAUAAUUAAUGAGUCCACUGUACUUGAGUCAAACAAAGCUAUACAUCAUAGCAUGGCUGGAGUUGAUGGGUAGGUACAUUUUGAUUAUAUUUCUACAAAAAAAUGCCUUAUUGGAAACCACUGAUUUUUUAUCAUUCCUCUGAAAGAAAUGGUUAUUUUAUACAGAUUAGAUACCAGUUUACAAAUUCAGAUGGAUUAUAGAUUAAAAUGUAUCUGUAAAUCCAACAGUCAUAAGCCCAGAUUGGCCUCGAUUGCUUGGUGCCCAUCAUGAUUUUGGAGUUGAGCGACUGCUUAAGUGACAACCUUAAUGGGUGGUAUCUUAGAGACCUCUGUCUACUGUGACUCGGAAAAUCACUUCGAUGAUCUUAAUCUUUGGAAGGGAACGCUUCAAAAUCUGAAUGCAGCCUAAUAGUUGUUAUUAAUUUGCUCGGAAUCAUGCAUGGGGGCUGGUUGGAUAGGAACAUGCUGUGCAUGGGAGCCGCGUGACGGCCGUGGAGUCGCCCUUCCAGAGGUGGAUGCUGAAGAAAUGCAAACUCAUUGGCCAUGCUUUUUUUUUUCUUGUUUCUUUUUUUUUUCCCUCAUGUAUCGAUAAACAACAAGUUUCUCUCCCUUUUGUCUGUUCCCAUUGUGUAUUUUUCAAAAGAAGUACUGUAUUCAGAUGCCAGCCAAUAAAUUGUCACACAAUGGAAAUGAUAACGCCACAACAUUCAUUGUAAAGCUUAAUAAAAUUAAAUUUGCACCAA